Messenger RNA from Pocillopora verrucosa, 963 nucleotides. RefSeq names its product somatostatin receptor type 4-like. Gene Ontology annotation, molecular function: G protein-coupled receptor activity. Gene Ontology annotation, cellular component: plasma membrane. Lineage: Eukaryota; Metazoa; Cnidaria; Anthozoa; Scleractinia; Pocilloporidae. The record is from RefSeq and is a predicted model, not a curated record. Gene Ontology annotation, biological process: G protein-coupled receptor signaling pathway.
AUGGAAGGAUCAGAUAACUCCAGUGGUACUGUAGCUUUAUCGUUAGCGCCAAGCGAAGUCAUAGCUUGGUGCGUUAUUUUCGGCGUGGAAGCCUUGGUGGCCAUUACAAGCAACGUGGCCACAAUCGCUAUAUUCCUCACUAACAAGCGAAUCCGGGCUCAAACGUCCAUCCUCCUGGUUAAUUUAGCUGUAGCUGAUUUGCUGGUGGCCACAGUGCCCAUACCUGGGUGGGUGUACUUCUUUGGAGCUCAAGCCAACCUCUGGGCAGACAGCACUCAUCUGGCUGGUCACAUCACCUACUCUGCCCUGGAUAUUGGAGGAGCGUUUGCUUCUGUUACCAAUCAUGGCUGCAUCGCUGUAGAACGACUUAUAGCCACGCUGUUACCUUUCAAAUACAGAAGCAGUAAAAGGAUAAUCACCACACAGCUCAUUAUUGUGGUAUGGAUGUGUGCAGUGUGCAUCCCUGUGGUGACUCUGGUUGGUUUCCAUGUCCUUCAUUCCAACAUGGUUGCUUUUUUUGUUUGGAUGCCAUUCCUUACUGUGCUGCUUCUGGUCAUCACUGUGUCCUAUUCCAUCCUGUUGGGCAGAAUGAAAUGGCUGGCACGUAAUCUUCAUGAUCAUGAGGGAACUGAGCAGCGUAACCAUCGCUUCACUGUCACCGCCUUGAUGGUCACUGUAGUGUCCUUACUAGCGUGGUUGCCUUUCAUGAUUAUGAGUGCCAUCAACCUGGUGGCGCAAACCAUCAGUCAUGACGUCCGACUCGUGAGCAUGGUCAAACUCCUGCACUUCUUCAACUCCAUCUGUAGUAUUUUCAUCUACUGGUUUCGGAUCCCUAAUUUCAAGGCCGCUGCUUACGCCUUGGUGUUCCGUCGCCAUGGGAUGGAACAGCCUGAGCGACACAGGGCAUUAUUUCAAAGUAGGAGGUCAAACAGUUGCCGUGACACAGCUACAACCGCUCUCUAA